CUCAGGACAUACUCCUGCAUCGAGCCAACGGGAGAGCCUCCAGUUCUCUUUAAGUGGAGACUUUCAAAAGACUGUUGUUAGCCAUAUGCUGUUGUCACACUGUCUGGUAUCCCAGUGGACCAGAGCCCAGGGACCCUGAGAAAGGCCGCAGAUGAAGAUGGCAAGCACCCGCUGCAAACUGGCCAGAUACCUGGAGGACCUGGAGGAUGUGGACUUCAAGAAAUUCAAAAUGCAUCUGGAAGACUAUCCUCCUCAAAAGGGCUGCGUCUCGCUCCCGCGGGGCCAGACAGAGAAAGCAGACCACGCGGAUCUGGCCACCCUGAUGAUCGAUUUCAACGGGGAGGAGAAGGCAUGGGCCAUGGCCGUGUGGAUUUUUGCUGCAAUCAACAGGAGAGACCUUUAUGAGAAAGCUAAGAGGGAUGAGCCAGAGUGGGAUAAUGCACAUGUUUCUAAUCCCCCUGUGAUAUGCCACGAAGAGAGCAUUGAAGAAGAGUGGAUGGGUUUACUGGGGUACCUUUCCAGAAUCUCUAUUUGUAAAACGAGGAAAGAUUACUGCAAGCAGUACAGAAAACACAUGAAGAGCAGAUUCCAGUGUAUCGAAGACAGGAACGCCCGCCUGGGUGAGAGCGUGAACCUCAACAAACGCUACACGCGGCUGCAGCUCGUCAAGGAGCACCCGAGCCAGCAGGAGAGGGAGCACGAGCUCCUGGCCAUAGGCAGGACCAAGACGUGGGACAAGCCCGUGAGUCCCAUUAAGAUGGAGCUGCUGUUUGAUCCCGACGAUGAACACUCCGAGCCUGUGCACACGGUGGUAUUUCAGGGAGCGGCAGGCAUUGGGAAAACAAUACUGGCCAGGAAGAUCAUGUUGGACUGGGCGUCGGGGAAGCUCUACCAAGACAGGUUUGACUAUCUGUUCUACAUCCACUGUCGGGAGGUGAGCCUGGUGACACGGAGGAGUCUGAGGGACCUGAUCGUUAGCUGCUGCCCUGACCCAAACCCACCUGUGCAGAAGAUCAUAAGCAAGCCCUCCAGGAUCCUCUUCCUCAUGGAUGGCUUUGAUGAGCUGCAGGGUGCCUUUGACGAGCACGUGGGGGCACUCUGCACCGACUGGCAGAAGGCCGAGCGCGGGGACAUUCUCCUGAGCAGCCUCAUCAGGAAGAAGCUACUUCCCGAGGCCUCUCUGCUCAUUACCACAAGACCCGUGGCCCUGGAGAAACUGCAGCACCUGCUGGACCAUCCCCGUCACAUAGAGAUCCUGGGUUUCUCAGAGGCCAAAAGGAAGGAGUAUUUCUUCAAGUACUUCUCAGACGAGGCGCAAGCCAGGGAAGCCUUCAGACUGAUCCAGGAGAACGAGGUCCUCUUCACCAUGUGCUUUAUCCCCCUGGUCUGCUGGAUUGUGUGCACUGGCCUGAAGCAGCAGAUGGAGAGUGGCAAGAGUCUUGCCCAGACGUCCAAGACCACCACUGCGGUGUACGUCUUCUUCCUUUCCAGUCUGUUGCAGUCCCGGGGAGGCAGCCAGGAGCACCCCCUCUCCCACCACCUUCGGGGGCUCUGCUCUUUGGCCGCAGAUGGAAUCUGGAACCAGAAAAUCCUCUUUGAGGAGUCUGACCUCCGGAAUCACGGCCUGCAGAGGGUGGAUGUGUCCACUUUCCUAAGGAUGAACCUGUUCCAGAAGGAAGUGGACUGCGAGAAGUUCUACAGCUUCGUCCACAUGACUUUCCAGGAGUUCUUCGCUGCCAUGUACUACCUGCUGGAAGAGGAGGAAGAGGGAGGGCUGCGGACCGCGCGGGGGAGUCGUUCAAAGCUUCCGAACCGAGAUGUGACGGUCCUUCUUGAAAACUAUGGCAAGUUCGAGAAGGGGUAUUUGAUUUUUGUUGUCCGUUUCCUCUUUGGCCUUGUAAACCAGGAGAGGACCUCCUACUUGGAGAAGAAACUAAGUUGCAAGAUCUCUCAGCAGAUCAGGCUGGAGCUGCUGAAAUGGAUAGAAGUGAAAGCCAAGGCCAAGAAGCUGCAGAUCCAGCCCAGCCAGCUGGAAUUGUUCUACUGCUUGUACGAGAUGCAGGAGGAGGAUUUUGUGCAAAGGGCCAUGAACCACUUCCCCAAAAUUGAGAUCAAUCUCUCCACCAGAAUGGACCAUGUGGUUUCUUCUUUUUGUAUUGCAAACUGUCGUAGUGUACGAUCACUUUCCCUGGGAUUUCUUCAUAACACGCCCAAGGAGGAAGACGACGAGGAGGAGGAAGGUCGAUACCUUGACAUGGUCCGGUGUGUCCUCCCAGGUCCUCAUGCUGCCUGUUCUCAUCGAUUGGUGAACUGCUAUCUCACUUCCAACUUUUGCCGGGGCCUUUUCUCGGUUCUAAGCACCAACCAGAGCCUAACUGAGUUGGACCUGAGUGACAACACUCUGGGGGACCCAGGGAUGAGGGUGUUGUGUGAAACGCUCCGGGAUCCCGGCUGUAACAUUCAGAGACUGUGGUUGGGGCGGUGCGGCCUUUCCCAUCAGUGCUGCUUCGACAUCUCCUUGGUCUUGAGCAGCAACCAGAAGCUGCUAGAAUUGGACCUGAGCGACAAUGCCCUGGGAGACUUUGGAAUCAGACUGUUGUGUGUGGGACUGAAGCAUCUGUUCUGCAACCUGGAGAAGCUCUGGUUGGUGAGCUGCUGCCUCACGGCUGCGUGUUGCCAGGAUCUCGCCUCCGUCCUGAGCACCAGUCGCUCCCUGACGAGACUCUAUAUGGGGGAAAAUGCCCUGGGAGACUCGGGAGUCGGAAUUCUAUGUGAAAACGCCAAGCAGCCACAGUGUAAGCUGCAGAAGCUGGGGCAUUCUGGGGGCUCCGUGACGGUAGCAGUGAGUAACGCAGACCGAGACCCCGUUUCCGCAAACACGCAUUCUUACAGGGAGGGGACGGCACACGCUAGACCACACACCAGCAGAGCAGUGUGCGAUACAGAGACGCUCUGCAGCAAAAACUGGAGUGACAGCGAGGGCUGCUUCUUCGCCCAGGGUCGGCGGAUGGCUCUCGGGCAGGUGGCAUGGCGCGGGCCCCAGAUGAAGCGUGAGCAGGAGCCGCGACGGAGCGGGGAAGAGCACUGCAGGCGGAGCAGGCAGAACUGAGAGGCCGGGGCACGGGCGCUCGGCUGAGCCUCGGGACCCUGGUUCCAACUGUCGUGGAUCCGCCCCAGUCCUUAUCUUAGCUGCCAUCUGCUGCCUUUAAUUCGUCUCACUUCCUCUUUCAACGCCUUCCUCUCUCUGUGUUUGGGUCACUGCUCAGUCUCUCCUGCCGAUGUGACAGCUCUCCCUUCCCUGGACUCUGCGUUCGCUUCUCUUCCUGCCGUCUGGGGAUUUCGCCCCUGGUGUUCUUUGCUUUACUAAACGUUUCCACAUUCCCUGGGAUCUCUCAUACACCCCUCAGCUUCAAAAACAGCCUAUAGACAGGUGGCUCCCCAAACAGGUCUCAAACCCAGAUAUCGCUCACGAACCUUUUAUUACAAAGUCACACACGCUUAGUGUAAACGUAUCAUAAUGUACACAAAGUAAAAACUGGAAGCUCCUUCUCAGCCCACCUCUGAGAGAGCCAUUUACAAUAGUCUGGUGAACAACCAUCCAGGCAUUUGUUAUAAAAUGGAUUGUUACACAGUCCAUCCAUCCAUCUGUUCAUCCAUCCAUCUAUCCGUUCUAAUACACUUUAUAUGGUGUUUUAAAUGACCUAGUUUGCUAGGGUCUUGCUCUGU
This is a messenger RNA of Propithecus coquereli (Coquerel's sifaka), 3726 nucleotides long. It is a transcript of the gene NLRP3, whose product is annotated as NLR family, pyrin domain containing 3. The transcript has 8 exons. NCBI's taxonomy places the organism in Eukaryota, Metazoa, Chordata, Mammalia, Primates, Indriidae. Bases 152 to 3109 code for a protein of 985 amino acids. Gene Ontology annotation, biological process: negative regulation of acute inflammatory response; inflammatory response; negative regulation of non-canonical NF-kappaB signal transduction. Gene Ontology annotation, cellular component: NLRP3 inflammasome complex; cytoplasm. The record is from RefSeq and is a predicted model, not a curated record. Gene Ontology annotation, molecular function: sequence-specific DNA binding; DNA-binding transcription factor binding.